CGCGCGCGCGCACACGCACAGGAGGUGGGAGUGGAUGCUCGUGUAGCUGCUGGAAGCCAGGAUGGGAUAAUCAUGCGUGUCUGGCUCCGGGCGUUGAUGCAGCUGCUGUUGCGGGAUCCGGACUGGACUUGGGGCGCAGGGUGGGUCUAGUUCCCGAUCUGGACCUCAUGUCGAUGUUAUCAAGCAAUCCGAGAUAGGCGAGGGCGAUGGCCGAGAGAGGAGCUGGUGUAUUUUUUUGAGAGCGCGAGAAAUCGACCGUUUUUGCCGAUGGAGGAAAGAAUUCGCCGGUUUUAAAGCGCAGCCCCGGUUUGGAAUAACUUGAGGACACCGAGGAGACCAAGAUAGGAUAUCGAGGGAGCCCUUCACUUGUUUUCCUUAUGUUUCUUUUUUAAUCUGGGCACGAGAUAGAAGCUCGCCGGGGAGAACGGAUCACUUUUGCAUCGGUAAUUAGGAUAAGACUGCCUCCGUGGAGCUGUAGCGGCAGUCGCAUCCGACCGACAAGGCAGAGGUGGGGGGGGGAAGGAUACUUGGAUGGAGAGGGCGCAGUGAAGGCUUAGAGAGCGGCUCGCCGUGUGUAGGAGGGGGACGGAGGGGAGACCGGGCAGUUUGAAGGGACGGGGAGCCAGGAGCGGCGCGGCGGCUCCAUGAGCGGCUCCUGCCGGGACAGAGCGCCCAGAGCCCAGCCGGAGCGUCUCCACCGCGGGUAGAAGCCCGGGCUGAAGGACGGCGGCCAGUUUGGAAGUUUUGAUGCAUAUGAUCACAACCACCAUGAUUUUUAUGAUUCUUGGUGCUUCAGUUGUUAUGGCGAUAGCCUGUUUAAUGGACAUGAACGCACUACUGGAUCGCUUUCACAACUACAUCUUACCGCAUCUACGAGGGGAGGACCGCGUCUGUCACUGCAACUGUGGAAGGCAUCAUGUCCACUAUGUAAUCCCAUAUGACGGGGACCAUUCCUUGGUGGACUCAUCAGAGAACUACUUUGUGAGUGACAGUGUGACCAAGCAGGAGAUGGACUUGAUGCUGGGGCUGCUGCUGGGCUUCUGCAUCAGCUGGCUGCUGCUGUGGCUGGACGGGGUCCUACACUGUGCCGUCAGGGCCUGGAGGGCGAGCCGGUACUACGAUACCCCGUCCUGGUCAUGGCUGCCACAGUUUUGCAACCUUCGAGACCUCCGUCGCCGGGCCCAGCUCAGACAGCUGGAAGACUCCAGCGGCAACAUGGUCCACAUCAAGCAGAAGCUCUACCACAACGGCCACCCCAGUCCCCGCCACCUCUGACUCUAAAACGACAAAAAUUACUACAACAAAAAACAAGACUUCCCUUCCCUAAGACUCCUGUUAUCUUCUCCAAAACCCCUGAAUCCCUCUUUCCAAACUGCCCCAUGGCCAAAUGUUGCCUCAGAGACCCUGGAAAACUGCCCUCCAACUGUUCAUGACAUGGCCCCCUAAAACCCUGACGACAGGACUUUCUUAUGACUAAACCAGGCCCCUGUCAGCACUAAAAAAAAAUCAUCCCAAAAUGGAGCAAGAUGAUUAUUUGUUUCCACUGAAAUCUUGUCUUAUGUCCACGUCCACUGUUUGGGGAGGAGGGAGAAAAAAAAAACAUUUUUAAGGGUGUUUUUUCUGUAUAGAGACAUUUUCUGUGUUCAUUGUUAAACUUGGCAUGCUCUUUUAGAACAGGGUAAGAUGUGGGCAGCGUAUGGAACGGGGGCGGCAAGACGGGUGUCAGGUUUUUUUUUUCUCUAUCGGGUGGGAGUGGGACUUUGUUGGGGUGGGGAGGGGUGAAUGAGACUGCCGGGUGGGUGGGUUUUUGUGAUGGUUAGAUUGCUGCUUCUGUAAAUAGUUAUACAUAAGGGAAAGUGGGAUUUAACAGUCUUUAAAGAGGGGGUGCGUGGGGGGAAUUUUGUGUGAGUCUUUAUCAAUAGAAACCUAAUGAUGGACCGUGUGCGUAAAGAUUAGAGGAAUGAAACGGAGACAUGAGUUUGUUUGAAAACUGGAUGUGAAACAAUGUGAUUUCUGCUAAAACACAGAUUCAAUUAGCUUUGUUACUUAGUGAAUUAACUGAAUGUAUUAAUUUUUCCUGUAAAUAUGUGAGGGGGAGGGGAGUGUGUGGGGUUCUGGUCGGGGUUCUCUCUGCUAUAAUGUCACUCUUAAGUGGACACUGGAGGAGAAAUAAAUGCCAGCCAAGAUGAGUCAGUUCAAUACACACACACACACACACACACACACACACACACACACACACACACACACACACACACACACACACACACACACACACACACACACACACACACACACACACACACACACACACACACACACACAAACACCUUCCUCACACUGUGCUCUACAGCACAGUUCAAUUUUCUUUAUCCAAUUCCCACUCACUUAUCAGAAGCAACCAGCCUAUCAGCAGAGGGAACCCUCGCCCAGCCCUCCCCUCGUCCUCUCUGUCCAGACAUUGCUGUUGUGAGGAUGAAAUGUCUGUUUUAUUAAAAGUGCCAUUGAAGCACAACAGUGA
This is a messenger RNA of Labrus bergylta (ballan wrasse), 2521 nucleotides long. It is a transcript of the gene tmem240a, whose product is annotated as transmembrane protein 240a. The record is from RefSeq and is a predicted model, not a curated record. Lineage: Eukaryota; Metazoa; Chordata; Actinopteri; Labriformes; Labridae.